Molecule: messenger RNA, 1582 nt
Organism: Coregonus clupeaformis (lake whitefish)
Lineage: Eukaryota; Metazoa; Chordata; Actinopteri; Salmoniformes; Salmonidae
Gene: cryzl1
Product: crystallin, zeta (quinone reductase)-like 1
Exons: 13
Coding region: 274-1335 (353 amino acids)
Molecular function (GO): oxidoreductase activity
Source: RefSeq, a predicted model, not a curated record
CUAAAGGAAAACAUACAAAUUUUUGUUGAUGCAUGUAGUUAGCUAUCUAUCUUUCUGCCCAUUGUCUUUUAACCGAAGACCGUUAGCUAAUAUCAUAUGUCCAAUAUGACAUGUAUUUGUUUUGUAAGAUAUCUGCAUACUCAUUGACAUGGUUUAACAAUAGUUUUUGCAGUAUAAGUUUCUACUUUCAAUUCACAUGUAAACAAACAGCAUUGCUAGCUAGUUGCUCUUAUUGCGAGUGAAUUUCAUCUGCAUGUUGACAGUUUUUCCACCAUGAAAGGGCUUUACUGUAAACUGGGUGAAACCGCUGCAGAGGCUAAAUUUGUCAUCCAGGAAACGAAUGUACCCAGUGCCCUCGGUAGCAACCAGGUCAAAGUGCAAGUGAAGGCAUGUGCCCUUAGUCCAUUGGAUAUAAAACUCCAUGAGGAUCUAAAGUUGCAAACGGACCUGGUGCCAGUAGGGAGGGAGGUUGUUGGGAUCGUCCUCCAAGUUGGGCCUAAGGUUACUUUUUUCCAACCUGAUGAUGAAGUUGUAGGAAUUCUGCCCUUGGAUACAGAGAUGUCUGGUUUGUGCGAUGCCGUUGUCAUCAACGAGCAUCAUCUUGUGCAGAAGCCAGAGAAGUUGAGCUGGGUGGAGGCGGCAGGGGCCAUUCGGGAUGGACUCCGGGCCUAUACAGCCCUCCACACCCUAGCCCGUAUGGCAUCUGGGCACACACUGCUGGUGCUGGACGGAGCCAGUCCCUUAGGAGUUCUGGCCAUCCAGCUGGCCCACUACCAUGGGGUUAAAGUACUGGCGUCAGCCCUGUCCUCCGAGGACCAGAAGUUCCUGGAGGAGCUUCGGCCCAGCGUUGGAGUGCGAGAGUCUCUUGUAGCCAGAGUGAUAGGCGUGUGGGAUGCCAAGGUGGACCUGGUGGAUUCCUGUUUGGAAGAGACGGGCGGUCUAGGGGUGGACAUUGUCAUGGACUCUGGAGUGAGAUUACAUGAGGAGGAGCCAGAAGCCAGGCGUCUUCUGCCCUACAAGCAUGACAUCAUCACCCUGCUCGGGGUUGGAGGUCACUGGGUUACAACUGAGCAAAAUCUGCAGCUGGACCCUCCAGAUAGCCGCAGCCUCUUCCUGAAGGCCGCCUCCCUGUCCUUCCUCAACGAGGAGGUGUGGGGGGCAUCCAGCGCCCGCCAGGGGAGGUACCUCCACAUCAUGAAGGAUAUAGUGGAGAAGCUUUCCACUGGGACCUUAAGGCCCCAGCUAGAGGACCCGGUGCCUUUGUACGAUGCCAUAGUUUCCAUGGAGAUGGUGCAAAAGAAACAAGUCAGGAAGAGGUUGGUGAUUCAACUCUGAGGCGGACAGAGUGGUCCAGCAUUCUCCUUGUUAAAGACAGGCUCCCAAAUUCUGCCUCUCAUAUGUCCUAUGUAUUUGUGGCCAGUCAUUCCAGUACAAUGUAAAUAUGUGCCAAGUGUCAGUUUCUGAUUUUAUCAAAACAUAUCAAAUGAGAUGGAUAUCUAAUAAUGUUUGUUCCACUUAGUGUAAUUACAUUCAGUACAUUGAGGCUGUCUUUUUAUUAAAAUUUAAAAUCUUCAAGCAUGAA